AACAAGAGUGCGGCGUGAACAUGGGGAAGCAAAAGAAAGCAAGAAAGUAUGCGACCAUGAAGCGAAUGCUUAGUCUCCGAGAUCAGAGGCUUAAAGAAAAGGAUAGAUUAAAACCUAAAAAGAAAGAAAAGAAAGAUCCCAGUGCACUCAAGGAAAGAGAAGUCCCCCAACAUCCUUCCUGCUUAUUCUUCCAAUAUAACACACAGCUGGGCCCACCUUACCACAUCCUGGUUGAUACCAACUUUAUCAACUUUUCCAUUAAAGCCAAACUUGACUUAGUACAGUCAAUGAUGGACUGUCUGUAUGCCAAGUGUAUCCCUUGUAUAACUGACUGUGUAAUGGCUGAAAUUGAGAAACUGGGACAAAAGUAUCGAGUGGCUCUAAGGAUUGCCAAGGAUCCGAGAUUUGAACGACUGCCAUGCACACACAAAGGAACCUAUGCAGAUGACUGCUUAGUACAGAGAGUAACUCAGCACAAGUGUUACAUUGUGGCCACAGUUGACCGGGACCUUAAACGAAGGAUCCGGAAGAUCCCUGGAGUUCCCAUCAUGUACAUUUCUAACCAUAGGUACAACAUUGAGCGGAUGCCAGAUGAUUAUGGAGCCCCUCGGUUCUAAUUCUUAAAAGAUCGUUUUUCUGUCUUCUUAUACCAACUUUUUCUGUUGCCAGUUCAUAUUAGCAAUAUGCUAUAGUAUGAAUUAUUCUUCUUACCCAUUUGCUCUGUUAUGAGCUGAGUAUGGUUAAAUAUAUUCAUUUUUUGAUGUUUUGAAAUCAGUAUUUUGUAUCAUUUUAAGUAUUGUUGCAUCUUUCUAUAAAUCAGAUGAUUGUUUAAUUUGA
Canis lupus familiaris (dog) is the source of this 837-nucleotide messenger RNA. RefSeq names its product FCF1 rRNA-processing protein (gene FCF1). Gene Ontology annotation, cellular component: small-subunit processome; nucleolus. NCBI's taxonomy places the organism in Eukaryota, Metazoa, Chordata, Mammalia, Carnivora, Canidae. The transcript is spliced from 8 exons. The record is from RefSeq and is a predicted model, not a curated record. The coding region runs from base 21 to 617 and encodes 198 amino acids.